GACCCCUAUGUGGUUGUCAUCACAUACCCUUGUGGUCCAUGGGGCAAUUGGUCAAGAUUCAACUUGGCAAAAGGUGGAGUUGCUGCCGAGACGGUCGAGAACCUCAGAGAGCAAGGCCGCUCUGUCCUGCGAGCCAUCGACAAAACAGUGAAAGACCGCAUCAAUGCCAGCCGCCAUGUCUUCUUGGAGCAGCCACGUGGUUCACAAAGCCAUGAUGAGCCCGAGAUGAAAAAAGUGAAGCGCCUCCUUGAAGAAGGCAAGUUGACCAAGAUCCAUGUCGAUGGCUGCGUGGUGGGUCACUACGAUGCGGAGUCAAAGCUUCCCCAUGGGAAGCCCAAUCGCUGCCUCCAGUGUCUUCAACAACUGCAA
Molecule: messenger RNA, 369 nt
Organism: Durusdinium trenchii
Lineage: Eukaryota; Dinophyceae; Suessiales; Symbiodiniaceae
Source: the annotation of a GenBank genome assembly